UCGGUCGCCAUGAUUUCGAUCUUUUCUCCUCGUCCUUCUUUAUCCUGCUCGGUUCAUUGUUCAUCUGUCGUUUUCCAAAGGUGGUGCGCGUGCGUUCGACAACUAUUUUCGUAGAACCGAGUGUUGGCGAUACGAAAAUUCGACGUCAUUUCACAUUGGAUGCUUGUCAUUCAGUUUUGUUCGAGCAAGUACGAGAGGUAUUAGUUUGAUGUUUGUGGAUUGAACUGCGUAGAAUUUAGUGUGCAAAUGCAUAUAUUAGUAAAACGAUUGCGUUGGUGAGGUGAAGUGCAAUUUAAGUUCACGCGACGAACCUUACAAAUCGUGAAUACUUCGUGAAUCAUUGUCGUUGUGGGCUCAUUUGAUUGACGUCCCACUAGCGUAGACACCCAGCUGCUGUUUGCCAAGCCUUAUUGUGAUUUAGAAAUAACGUUUAGAGAGCUUUUUGCCUGUUCAGGGCAGUUGAAAACCCCGAUUUAUAUUCAAGGAUCGUGUACAACGUAGAAGGAUAUUCCGUUUAAACGUUGCACAAUUUACCAAGUGACGCAAUAGGAAAGGAUAAAUUUUCCAGAUGAUUGUUCGCUGACAAAAGUCCAAGUAUUGUACAAGUUGAACGAUACUUGUACUGCGCUAAAUCAACUACUAAGGUACAGAGGAAUACUAAACCCAUCUCGGAAUAUAAUUCGCGACAAAAUGGAGCGUGAGCAAAACCCCAUGCAAGCACUCUGUCGAUCAGGGUGUGGAUUUUAUGGCAGUCCAGCUACAGAUGGGCUUUGCUCCUUGUGCUACAAGGAAGCCUUAAAGAAGAAACAGCAACUUCCAACAAAUACCCCUGCUAGUCUUAGCUCCUACAGAGACACAUCAACUGCACAGCCAACCAUUAGCCAUCUUCCAUCCUCAACUGUUGUAGACCUUCCCGAACAAAACGCAGAUGAACUCUCCAACCUGUCACCAGCGACCAUUUCCACGGAAGCCGAUGAUAAUGUAACAUCCUCAGAGGCUCAAACUAGCACCUCAGAUUCUGUUGGUGGUAAUGAUGAUAAAGACGACAAAGAGUCUAAAAAGAAAAAAAAUAGAUGCGCAACCUGCCGCAAGAAGGUUGGACUUACAGGGUUUGAAUGCCGCUGCGGAAGACUUUUCUGCGCUGUACACCGAUACAGCGACAAACACGAUUGUAGCUUUAACUACCGAGAGAUGGGCGCUCAAGAGAUAAGACGCAAUAAUCCAGUGGUGGUCGGCGAGAAGAUCCAGAAAAUCUGAGCCCCGCCACUAGUUCAAUAAUUUUGAGGGUCAUCUUCUAGUGCCCCCAAAAUGUUUUUAUGCCGUGCGCGCGUAUUUACACAAAACUAAAGUGCUUGCGAACGGACAUAAAAUUGAGUGAGUGGCCACCGUGUGAAUGUAAAUGUGACCGGAGUGACAUAAUUUUAAUCCAUGUUACCUCAAACUCGUGCUUAUCAAAGUGCGCGUUUAGAUCAAUAUAAUUCUAAUAUAUUUUCGCUUUUUUGGUUUCAUUGGUGGCUCCAGACCUGAUAAGAGACGCUGCUGUUUUAUAGGCCAUCCACUCAAAUGAUGAAUUUAUAAAAGGACAUCAUAUGCUAUUAUCUUUAAAUCACAAACUAUUGCCACUCAAAUUAUUAAUUAUUUUGAAAUAAAUAAAUAAAUUAUAGGUAUAUGUAAAACACUUAGCUUUUUUUGUUGUGUAUAUAAUCUACUAUUCUUGUUAAGUUUGAGUUUCUUCAGUAUGUAGUGUCUCGAUAUCACUCUGACGUGACCUUUUGAGGUUUUGCAAUUUUAUUCUAUUAGGUUUGUUUCUGCUACAUGGAUGAUUAGUCUACAUAUAUCCCCAUUUUAACAGAAAAAUUGUUGCACCACUAACACUGCUUACUUUCCAAGGUCGCAAAAUAAUUUAGUUUCUGAAAUUUCUAGUAAAUUGAAAAAUGGGAUCCAUUAAUUGGUUAAAUUCAACUAUCUACCCCACGACCACGAAUGUAACCUUAUUAAGUUUUUCAACAUUUCUUUAAUAAAACCUUUGUAAUUUGUAAUAUUAGCUAUAUCAUCUCGAAACUUUCCAACAUUUACUUUAAAAAUAAAAAAAUAUUGCGGUAAUAAUCACUCAUGAUCAGUGGGUAUAUGUAUAUUGAAUAAUACCAGUAUGUUUUACUUGGCCUCCCAUUUCUCAUAUGGCACUAACACAAAAAAAAAACAGCCAAUAUAAAACCGAAAAUGUAUUUGUUUUGCAAUGACCUUUGGGAACUAAUAUUGUCCGGACCAUUAAAUUUAAAUGCAUCCAUUUCUCUUACAUGUAGAAAGCAUUGUACAAAGGUUUCACAUUGUAUUUUUAUAUAAGCCAAAAUAUGUGUAUGUAUCCUUAUCAUCCCGACUAUAUAAUUUAGGAUAGAAAAUAAAUUAUGUUGU
Messenger RNA from Cylas formicarius (sweet potato weevil), 2412 nucleotides. RefSeq names its product AN1-type zinc finger protein 6. The transcript has 5 exons. NCBI's taxonomy places the organism in Eukaryota, Metazoa, Arthropoda, Insecta, Coleoptera, Brentidae. The record is from RefSeq and is a predicted model, not a curated record. Bases 691 to 1257 code for a protein of 188 amino acids. Gene Ontology annotation, molecular function: zinc ion binding; DNA binding.